AUGGUUACAUUAAAAUAUCUGGGGAAACAAGAACUCGUCUUAGUUAGUGCCUACCUGGAGAUAGAGAUACGUGCCAGUGAUUCUCGUGUGGAAAUCUUGUCAAAGGUUCACAAACACUUGAAGGCCGAGGAGAAAAAGGAAAGUGAAGCACAUAGUAUAAAAGAAGGUGAGGAAAUGGCUUCCACUGAAAAGGAAGAGAAGAGGAAAGAAUUGUUCGCUCCAUAUACUUCCCAAGGGUAUGUAGCCAGUGGCCACUCGGGUAAGCCCGUGGUAAUACUCAGAGACAGUGGAGCGGCCCAGUCUCUAAUUUUAGAAAAUUCAUUACCCGAAGGUAUAUCGGCGAAUGGGUUGCAGAAGGUAAUCCUGGGUGGAUUCCCUUCCACCUUGUACGUUGCCCCUUUGGUACAGGUGCGUCUAGACUCUCAGCACUUCAAAGGUGAGUGUCGGUUGUCCGUGGUGGAUAGUCUUCCCAUAAAGGGGAUUGACGUUAUUUUGGCCAAUGACUUAGCCCUAGGUUUGUUACCUAACUGUCCCGUAGUAGUGGAAGAUCCAGCGUGUGACGAGACCAGUCCAAUUGCGGCGGUACAAACAAGGUCUCAGGCUCAAUUCCAGGCACCACCAGAUUUAAGUACUUUGUUUGACUCUCCUCCUAUCCCACAGGUUACGAGUAGCCAUACACCAGUCCCGCCCGUCCAGUUGCCGGUUCCUGAACACUGGACUCGAGCCCAUCUGAUAGAAGAGCAGAGGAAGGAUCCUCAGGUACGGAAGUUGGCCAACACCCUAGACUCUCCUACGAAAGGAGGUGAUCUGUAUGUAUGGUCAAGUGAUGUACUGUGUCGCCGGCAUCCUCCGAAAUACCCCCAGUCAACUGAGGUGGGUGAGCAAAUAGUCGUCCCAGCCGUGUUCAGAUCUAGGCUGUUAGAGACGGCCCAUGCCGAUAGAUUUGCUGGACAUGGUGGGGUCUCGAAGACUUUCCAACGACUAGCCAAGUGUUUCUAUUGGCCGCAUAUGAAGAAGGACGUACGUCGUUUUUACAAAACCUGCCACACCUGCCAGAUGGCAGGAAAAGCAAACCAGCCUGUCCCCAAAGCCCCUUUAUGCCCCAUUCCAUCCAUAGGUGAGCCCUUCGAGCACCUCAUCCUGGAUAUAGUAGGCCCGCUUCCGCCUUCUACCUCAGGGGUGCAGUAUUUGCUCACUAUACUAGAUCGGAUCACCGACCUGGGAAUCCAACAGAUUACCUCCAGUGCCUACCAUCCCGAGUCUCAAGGAGCUUUGGAGCGUUUUCACCAGACGUUGAAGGGCAUGCUUCGGAAGUUUUGCUAUGACCGGCAGAGUAAGUGGGUUGACGAACUGCCCUACCUCCUAUUUGCGGUAAGAUCAGUGCCCAAUGAAUCACUAGGAAUCUCCCCAUUCGAGAUAAUUUAUGGUCACUCAGUAAGGGGUCCCUUAGAAGUGGCACGAGACCAUUGGCUAGACAAGGAAACCAACGAAGACGUUGUGGACUGGUUGUCUACAAACAAAGGCCGGUUGUUCUCUGCGUGGGAAAUGGCUACGAGAACCUUAGAGAGUACGCAAAAAACCACCAAGAGCAGGUAUGAUAAGAGGACCAAACAAAGAGAUUUCCUAGUAGGGGAUCUGGUUUUGGUAUGUACACCUACAGUAACUGGAAGUUUGAGCGCCAGAUUUGUAGGUCCUUACCAGGUCUUAAAGAAGGUUACUAAUCACAAUUUCCUUCUUAAUACUCCAGAUCGCCGGAAGAAAGAAACUUUGGUUCAUGUUAACAUGAUCAAAAAAUAUGAGGGUCGAGAUACGCUCCCAAUAACCAUGGUGACCACUAAAGAGGACAUUGAGGAAGAGGAAGAGGUAUUAACUAACUCAGAGAUUCUACUUAACUUGCAGGCAAAGUUGACACAUGUGGCCGAAGGACAUCAACCAUCAUUGUUGCAAAUGAUCCAGGAGUACAAGACUAUCUUCAGAGAUGUUCCAGGACUAACAUCUGUCCUAUGGCAUGAUGUCGUGCUGGAGGAAGGAAUCCGGCCUAUAAAGCAACACCCUUACCGACUCAACCCCCUGAAGAAAAGGGUGGUGAAAGAUGAGGUGAAUAAGGUCACUGUAGCAGAUACCUAUCCUCUCCCCAGGGUAGAGGAAUGUCUCGAUGCCAUAGGUAAAGCUCGUUACCUGACUAAAUUUGACCUGUUCAAGGGCUAUUGGCAAGUUCCCCUCACGGAGAAGGCCAAACCCAUAUCGGCGUUUGUGACUCCCGACGGGCUGUUUGAAUGUCAGGUGAUGCCGUUCGGGAUGAAAAACGCAGCCUCCACCUUUCAGAGGCUGAUGGGCAUUGUGUUGCGUGACGUGGAAAACACCUUGGUCUACAUCGAUGAUGUGCUAAUAUAUGAUGUUAAUUGGCAGGAUCAUCUACGUCACAUAGAGGAUUUCUUCCAGGCCAUGCUCCAAUCAGGAUUGGUGGUCAACCUACACAAAUCUGAGUUUGCCAGAUCCUCUGUCAUCUUUUUAGGUCAUAAGGUCCCCGAGUUUGAGGAUAGAUUUAUCCUGACUGUCGAUGCUUCUGACUAUGGCCUGGGGUCCGUACUAUCUCAGACGGAUGAAAAGGGGGUGGAACAUCCUGUGGCCUACCAUUCUAAGAAGUUCACCCCCAGUCAGCUCAACUAUUCCGUCAUAGAAAAAGAAAC
Procambarus clarkii (red swamp crayfish) is the source of this 2690-nucleotide messenger RNA. Lineage: Eukaryota; Metazoa; Arthropoda; Malacostraca; Decapoda; Cambaridae. The record is from RefSeq and is a predicted model, not a curated record.